Messenger RNA from Porites evermanni, 6937 nucleotides. The record is from the annotation of a GenBank genome assembly. Lineage: Eukaryota; Metazoa; Cnidaria; Anthozoa; Scleractinia; Poritidae.
AUGAAUGCAAACAUAGAGAGCAGCAGCGAUUUAUGCAGAGGUCCAUUUUCGGCGACCAAGUUGGUGAGUAUACAAUCUAAGGUCACCUCGAUCGUCAAUGAAGUCGCAUACUAAUUAUCGACAUUUUAUUCGAUUUAACAUUUUCUACAUGAAAUGCGACAUCUUCCAUUGACAAAACGAGGAAAUUUCUUCUGUCUUAUUUCGUUUGCGUGUCCUUUUGUCCCUUAGUGGAAUGACAUCGUGCAACAGAUGAAAAGCAAUGUUUCAGUGAAACGAAGAAGAUGGCGGAUGAAAGUGUUCGAAGAUGCGUUUGUAGCUUCUGAAGCAUUAGACUGGCUUCAUAGCUUCCUUAAGGAAAAUCCAAACUUUGGAGCCGAUGUGACUCGACAACAAGCCGUGCAACUUUGUAGUAAAUUUCUCAAAAAUGGAAUCAUAACGGACGCACGAGGCAAGCAAUAUAAUGGAAUGUUCGAAGACAACAACCAUCUGUAUCGGUUCACGGACAAGGUUCGAUAUUCGCCUUAUAAGGUCAAGCGCCCUCCGAAAAAUGAGAGAUCUCAGGCGCCGAAGAGCGAGAAAGAAACAACAAGAACUGUAGCGGCACAAAAAAGGACACUGAGUACAAUUUAUCAAGAUGAGCCAACCGAAGAUUGGUCAGUUUCUAACACUGUUUCAACGCCAUCCAAUGGCAGUGGAUACAAUCUUCGAUCUAAUCCGCUUACGAUCGGCCCUUCUAGAACACCUCUGGUUAAUAGAUUGAACGUUCAGAGCGCUAAAAGAGGUAAUCCCGGAAACUCAGUUAAAAGUACAGGUGGUGUUAAAUUAAGAAGGAGGAGCAAUCGUCGAGACGACUUACAAGAUGUCAUAAUGAAUCCCGCAGCUUUUGUUGCCCACAACCGGCGCUCAUUGUCAGAUAAGGAAAUUAGUGAAGUCUGGUGGAAUAUUGCCACCAUUCGGUGAGUAAGACAGGCCUCUUUCAGAUAAAGUUGCACCUCCAUGUGCGUCAUAAAACCAGUUUCCCAGUAAAACUGGAAUCCUGGCAUUUCAUGUGGUCCCUUACACAAGUUUCUAAUGGAAUGUUUCUAAUCCACGUUGUGCCAAAAAAUUCUCCCGGCCGAGACAUAUAGUGAUGCAAAACCUUUGAGAUCAACACAAAUUCUUGUCCAAAGCCUGGGACGCUUUCCAUUCAGCAAAACUUACUUUGUGAAAUUUUGGAAAUUCCACUUCCACGUGCCCAGUGGAACGGUACAUUCUGGCUGCACAAAUCUAACCCAAGCCACCAACCACGCAUUUGGUUAUUGUUCUUGUAAGAAGAGUGCAAAAGAAAGGUACUGGAGACAGCAAUUUUCCCAAAUGGAAAAGGACAUUUCUGCCGGACCAACUGGAAUGAUUGGGCGCUUCAAAGUGGUCCACCUUCAAAGCUGGUCCCAAAUACUCUGGUCGGACCGAACCAAAAUGAUCCGUUACAUUGGGUUUCUGACCAAAAUUUCCAGAAUUUUGGGCUGAAUGGAAAGUGCCCCUGGUUCCCAUAUACUGGCCACCAAUCUGUCACAAAGCCAUUGGUGCUGCCUCAAUGCAUGGUUCCAAAGUUUGGAACAUUAAGAGCUAUUCCUCCAGUAAGUAAGGGGGGAGGGGGUACUCCCUUGUUAAAGUGGCCUAAACAGGUAUGUGAUGCUCAACAGGGUAUGGUUUUCAGGUUCUCGAGGAUAUACCAUUUCACUAUUUAGCAAUUUGUCAUAUUUUACAGCUUAAAGAGACUGAUGGAUCUAGAUGAUUCAGUUAUUAAUUCACUGAAAGAUGAUGACUAUGAUACGAGUUGUGUGCAUCACAGUUCAAUGAAACAAGAGUUUCCAAAAGGUAAAAUGCAACCUUGGAAUAUGGGCCAAGUUGUUCAAAGCCAGGUUAAGAUAACCCAGGGUUAGUGCGAGAUUUGAAUUCAGAUUUGAAAGCUUAAAAAGCAUUUCUAUUUUAAUUCUUUUUGUCUACGAGGUGAAGAUUGGAAGCCCUAAAAAUAACAGAGAAAAUUAUCCGAGAAAAUGCUCUUGAACACAAGAAAGAGAAACCCGGGUUAAAUUUAACCCCGGGUUAAGCGUUAAUCGGCCUUUGAACAACUGGGCCCUGGAUUAUGAAUUAACAUGUCAACACCAGGUACAUGCAAUUAUUACUUUUCAACAAUGAUUAAAACUGCUUUUCAAUGAAACAAUUUUUAUUCUUAUUAUUUUUCUAUCCAGCUGCUGAAGUCUUUCCUCAGUGGCUAAUACCUGCAAUGAAAUGCCUGAUACAUUGUAAGUCAAGGAAUAAAGUUAAUGUUAAUGCACAGUGCAUUUUACUGUGCUUUUCAAAAACACACAACGUGCAAUGUUCAAAAGCCAACUGAUGUUUGCAUUUUUUGCUGCUGUCAAUCAUCUUAGCCAACCUCUUAGGAANAAACCCGGGUUAAAUUUAACCCCGGGUUAAGCGUUAAUCGGCCUUUGAACAACUGGGCCCUGGAUUAUGAAUUAACAUGUCAACACCAGGUACAUGCAAUUAUUACUUUUCAACAAUGAUUAAAACUGCUUUUCAAUGAAACAAUUUUUAUUCUUAUUAUUUUUCUAUCCAGCUGCUGAAGUCUUUCCUCAGUGGCUAAUACCUGCAAUGAAAUGCCUGAUACAUUGUAAGUCAAGGAAUAAAGUUAAUGUUAAUGCACAGUGCAUUUUACUGUGCUUUUCAAAAACACACAACGUGCAAUGUUCAAAAGCCAACUGAUGUUUGCAUUUUUUGCUGCUGUCAAUCAUCUUAGCCAACCUCUUAGGAAACAGAACUUUACUUUAAUGGGUUCAAAAGGUCAUAGUUUGUGAUUGGUGGAUUUUGAUCCAUUUUGUGUGUUUCUGUGUUUCAAGGUUCAUUGCUUGUGAUCGUAAUAAAUGAUUGAUGGCACGCAAAAAAUGCAAUAUUGUGAAGGCAGCUUUUGAACUUCUUAGUCUGUGUGUUUUAGAAAGGCACAGUAAAAACAACUGGUUAUACUAUAAUUGCUCUGUUUUUCUAACAAAGGAAAGUCUACUAUGGAAGUAAUGAAAUUUUGAUGUUUGUCAUACCUCCCAGAAAUAGCCUAGUAUGUAACUCUAUAGGGCAACAUCACAAAGGGUUGGAGGCCAGCAUUUCCCCUGCUUGCUAUGAACAUGGUCGUGAAUACUUUCAUAGGAAGCAAAAUUAAAAUACAUGUAGACCCAAAAUAACUUUCUAGUGUUUAAUUCCCAUCAACUAAUAAUUAUACGCAAUUAUUGCAUAUACGCGCAAGGAUAAACCUUAGUGCCUUUAUAAUGUGAAAUUAGAAGAUUUGAUAUUAUGGUAUUAUUAUUGUACAUUAUCAAACACAAAUGCCAUUAUAUGAAAGUCCCACUGAAGGGGUUGCAUUGGAAUGUUUAUCCCACAGGACUUUGUCUGCAGACUCAAAUGUUAGUGAAAAUAAGGCGUAAUAUUUAUGUUUACUCUGUACCUUAGUGACCUUAGUUAUUAACUGUCUCAACAUGGAAGGGUUACCUUUGACAGAAAUAUUGCAACCUUGGAGCAAAUGCCAACAGGUCUUUUCCCAAUUUUUUUUGUACUGACUAAAGUGCUUUUUUUUUUCAUGAUACCUUUAAAAUUUAGGGCCAAAUGGAGAUUUUUCAAAGCAAAGCUUUCCCAAGUAUGCAGGUUUUGAGCGAGAUGUGUUCAAAGCAGUGGUGGAGUAUUUUGAUGAAGAAGAAAGAUGUCCACUGGUUCCAAAGCGAAUGCUACUAGUCUUCAAGAAAAUAGUUGGUAAUAAUAAUAAUAAUAAUAAUAAUAAUAAUAAUAAUAAUAAUAAUAUAAAUAGUGAUAAUAAUUAUUAUUAAUAAUAAUGAUAACAAACAGAUGGUGUUGUUGGUGUUUACGUCAGACUACAGGCAACAUCCAGGGCUGUCUCUAAAAAUUUCAAGUUGCUGGGUAUAUGCAAGUAGGUGGGAUACUGAACAGCUAGCAGUGACAGAUCCAGGGAAGGGACGCUCACCCCUUAUUUUCAGACCAAACUGAGGCCCUAAGGGUUUUGAGACUGCCCCUCCCCCUUAUCUCAGGCUCUGGAUGACUGCCCCCCCCGUUAUCUGAAGGUCUGGAUGCGCCAAUGGCUAGGGAGUUUUUUUGGCCUCAUUUUCCUUUUGUUUGCGGCCCGCUGCUCCUAGUGACAGCCCUGGUCACCCCUGUAAUAGAUAUCAACACAAUGCUACUAAACCCACAGUGGUGCCUCCAUUCAUUAUUAAAUAAUGGGGUAGUUUAAAAAAUAUUAACAAUUUUUAUAAAAAUCUAAUAGUAAGUUAUUAAUGAAGCUGAAUUUAUACUGCCUUAUUAUUUUUCAGAUUAUCUGUUUAAAUGCAAGCUUACAGCCAUGCGAUCUCUGCAGUACUGCUGUUUAAUGAUUCCCGUAAAGAACCGAGAAUUGCUACAAGUGCUGUUGAAAUUUAUGGUUCGCCUACUUGACAAUCAUGCACUUUCAUUAAGUGAUGAUUUACCUACAAAAGAAAAGGUAAUUAAAAUUGGUGGGAAUGUAUUGAGCUUCAAGCUUCUAUCACAGAUAUCUUCGUAUAAUAUCACCCAUGAACCUUAAAACCAGUUAAUUUUCAACAAUGCCUACCACCUGACCAUCUCCUUCCUUGUACAGCACUCUGGUUCAUACGGUCAAGUUUUCUCCGACAUUACAAGAAACCCACUCUUUUUCACAUCAAGUCUUAUGCUUUAAAACGUUCAUAGAGAGAAGUAGUGGAAGUGCUUGGAAGUAGUGGGCACAAGAAAAAACGGGCGCGCGAGAAGGAGACACGCGAGGGGAGAGGUAGCUCCCUCACCCCUCGCGUGUUUCCCUCGCGUCGCGGGCAAGAGAGAAAGCGGGUGAUGAAGGUUCGCGGAAAAUGCGUCCGAUUUUGCAAAUAAUAAAAGAACGUAACUGUCAACUAGGUCAGAAAAUCGGUACGGUAUAAACCACAUUGUCGGCUGUACCUUGUUAUCAGACUUCUGUACUUUAUGCUGGAAAAAUUUCCUGAAUACUUCAAGGUAAAUAUCGCUUGGCAAACUACGACAAAUUUUGUAGUGAAUUCUUAAAACCAACAGGGAGCUUAAGGGGCAACAACGACGGCGACGGCGACGGCGACGGCUACGAAAACGUCACUUAAAAAGUGAAGUUGCGCUGCUUCAAACUUUAUCGCGCAUAUUCCCUCGCGUUCAAUUCGUCUAAUGUUGGCAGUUUUUUUCUGGAGUUGAAUUCCAAAAGACUGUAUCGAAGUGCAGGAAAAGAGAAAGUCCACGUCCUCCACAAAACGUGAAAAUAGGCAUGAUUUAAGUGUAGAGUUCUUGGUUUGCUAAUUAAACGCAUUGCGUUUUUACCGUUCUCGUUGCUUAAGCUCCCAAGCGAGACUCAACGAGGUUUUUCGUGCUCAAGGAGAGGAAAGGAAGGGGGGCCCCUCUCCCCUUCACGUCUUUUCCUCACGUGCUCUGUAAACACUAACCAAAAAAAUAACUAGCACCUGCAAAUAAGGACAUUUCCUCUUUUCAUUAACUGGUAUGUGAUGUACAUUUGCAGAACCCCGAGGGGCUUCAGUUUCAAGUGGAGCAGCGACUCUUAUUCCUUAGAAAUUGUCGUGAUAACAAGGUAUGACCACACCCAAACCCCAAAUAAACCCUUUCCUCUUUCAAGAAGAAACAAGCUAUCCAUAGUGGAAUAUUUGCAAGCACCACAGAGCUGUCAAAUGCGCUUAUAACCGCGAACUCUUUAUAGUUAUUGUUUGGGGCAAUAUUUUGUGUGAAAGUACACAUAUACGACGACACCCAAACACAAAUAAACCCUUUCCUCUGUCCACAUGGAAGGAUCAAGUAAUCCUUGAUGGAACAUUUCUAAGGACCACUUUUAGUAAUUAUAUGGAACACAUAAAGAUCUUGAGAUUUACGGUCAUUUGGCGAACGUCAACGUCUUCGGUUGUUUCGAUAGUGUCCUAAGUCAGUUUCCCAACUUCUUUCGCCUGAUCAGUGACAUUAAGCGUGUGAUAUUCUAGUUGACAGUACCAUCCCAAGCUCUUCCCCCUGUCAAAUCCUACUGUGAGAAGGUCACGCCACAAGAGUUCAAAGAGCAGUCAUUGAUCACAUCGCAGCGUUCGUUGAAGGACCUUCUCGACAAAAUAAUCGUCGACGACAGCAUCAGCGUAAGAGAGAGAAAGAGACAACUGAAACAGGUUCGUAAACUCAGACUCGCAAUCCCGACGCGAUACUGGUCUGGUCAUUUCGACACAAAGUCGUCUCAGUGAAUCUGCUCAACAAUUUCGAUCACUGACACUUACAGUAUCGAUAGCGCGUGAACAAGAAAAACCGAUGGCGUGAGUAUUCCUCGUUCUAUAAACUAACUUCUCGAGACUAUACAUCGGCUGAAUCAACUUGUGUCGAAACGACCGGUAAAGAAUGUAUCGCAUGAUGAGAUGCAGUGUACCGGAAAGGCGUGGUCAUGUCGGGGUUUCGAUUCAUGUAAUUUGCUGUAGUUUUUUUCACAGAAGAUCCUGGAAAAUGAUGUAUUUGUUACCCAUGUUUAUUGAAAUCAUGUGCGAAGCAAAGUUCCCUCGUUUUUUUGGCUAUUUUAUUCCUGCAGAAACGCUUAGAGACGUCGAGUAGAAAUGAAACUUCCAUUACGGGUAAGGAAGAGAAGCAAAAACCCGGAGCCUAUCGUAUCCUCCUGCAAAAACGGAUAUUUUUACCACUUAAGAUAAAAGCAAUAACUUUCACAACAACUUGCAAACUUUGUUCACUGUGUUUUUUCUUUUGACUUUCGCAGUUCGAAAAGACGUAUCCUGAAAUUUACCGUUCAAGAUUGCCUGGGGACAACUUAUCUACCUGUUCAACAGCAUCACAGAGGUCCGAAAAGCUAAAACAGGUCAUGAAACCGCUGGCCAUACUCAAGAACUUGCGAUGA